AGGAGCGAAGUCCACACACCAAGGGAUCAUCACCACUAUUCCGGUUUGAUGAAACUUGAAGAUAGGAAGUAGGCUAAACUAUGAGAAGUUUUUCUACACACGCGUAAUUACGCACGUCAGUCCGUUUCCUUCUUUCAAGGUGCUUCUUUUUUAAAAGGAUGCUGGACCCCAAGGACAGUGGGGUGACUAUGAUGUCCAGUCAUAAGAUUUCCUUUUCUAUAAUUGAUAUAUUGGAUCCGAACAAAUUCAACAGCAAAAGGGGAGACGAACUUUCGAUAGUCAAGGAAAAGUUCCCUGUGCCUCAUGAAGAGGGAAUAAGUUUGGACUCGGACAGCACUGCAGCUGAAGACUUCAGAGUUGAGCGCACGAAAGCAGGGGAAGAUGAUGAACACUCUGCAGCCUCCAGGCAUCAUGCGGUUGUUGCUGACCCCCUUUUGCUCUCCCCACCGGCUGAAACAGAGCCUUGUCUCACCGCGGAGCAGGAUGAGGGAGAGUCAACUGCCACCCUGCAGGACCCCUCCCCUCACAAGCGGCGGCGUUCGGACCAGGCCUGUGCCAAACCACGGCGUGCCAGAACAGCGUUCACGUACGAGCAACUGGUGGCUCUGGAAAACAAGUUCCGCGCGACCCGGUACCUGUCUGUGUGCGAGAGACUAAACCUGGCUUUGUCCUUGAGUCUGACCGAAACCCAGGUGAAAAUCUGGUUCCAGAACAGGCGGACGAAAUGGAAAAAGCAGAACCCUGGGGCGGACAGCACCUUGCAGGCCGGCUCAACCUCCCUGGUCAACGUCAGUCCAAACCCGCCUACCUGUGGGCCAAGCCCCGCCAGCUUCCACCAAACUUUCCCCACCUUCAGCUCUGGGAAUGUGAUGUUCCACACCACUGGUGGUGUUCCGCUUUCAUCCACUGGGGGGCUCUUGCAUCCCUUCAUUUCCAGUGGUUUCGUCCAGCCGACUUAUUUCAAUCCACAUCUAUGAGAGAAGCCGAUACUGACAUAUUGCAGCCGGUGAUACUUUUGGGCAAACAAAUAUAACUACUCACAGCUGAGCGUUCAAUGCCCAGAAUCAUUGUAACUGCUGCAUUAAUGUCAUAUCAUGUUGAACAAACUCAGAAGAGAAGGAGGCUCCAGUUUGACAGCUUUUGCCAUGUCCAUUAUCAUUUUCCUUAACUGGGUAACCUUUAGAGAAAACCUCCACAUGAGACUCUAAGUAGGCUGUUGACUGUCUUUAAUCUUUUGUCAUGCACCUUUUUCAAAACUUGAACAUCAUUACAAAAGACCAAAUUAAAUCUGUGACAAAGUCUAACAAUUAUUCAAACAUUCAUGUUCCUUCAUAGCUAUGUGAAAAGACUGCACAACAUGCACUGUUGUAUAUCAUUGUGUUUGCUGAAACGCCUGCUAAUGAUGUAUGUUUAACAGCUCAUACAGUUUCAUUUUCUGCAUUGGUGUACGGUCUUACAUCUCAAACGGUGGCAUUUUGCAACCAUCCAAUAACCAGCUGUGUGUCUACCUCUCAAAGGCUUGCACAGUCACGUCUGUUGUCAUUU
Molecule: messenger RNA, 1545 nt
Organism: Etheostoma spectabile (orangethroat darter)
Lineage: Eukaryota; Metazoa; Chordata; Actinopteri; Perciformes; Percidae
Gene: nkx1-2a
Product: NK1 transcription factor related 2-like,a
Exons: 2
Coding region: 159-977 (272 amino acids)
Biological process (GO): cell differentiation; regulation of transcription by RNA polymerase II
Cellular component (GO): nucleus
Molecular function (GO): DNA-binding transcription factor activity, RNA polymerase II-specific; RNA polymerase II cis-regulatory region sequence-specific DNA binding
Source: RefSeq, a predicted model, not a curated record